UUAACCUAUUUUUCAGUUACCAAAAUUUGCACACCCAUACAUUACAUGGAAACCUUAUCAUCUCUCAAAGUACGUUUCAACUACAGAGUCAACAACCAUGGCCGACGGUCUCAUCUCCAGUGUUGUGGAACAGCUGAUCAACAUCCUGAAGCACCAAGCCCAGGAGCUAAAACGAGCUUUGGGUGUGGAGAAGGAGAUCGCAAGCCUCUCAUCAAAGCUCGAGAAAAUCAGGGAGGUAUUGGAUGAUGCAGACAAGAGAAGCUUUAAGGAAAAGGGCAUCAAGCUCUGGAUUGAAAAUAUCAAAGACUUCUCCUACCAAGUGGACGAUGUUCUGGACGAGUGGAGAACCAGAACUCUGAGACAACAGAUCGAGAGUUCAGCUCCAGAAAGCAGCUGCAGCUCUUUCCUGCCUUCAUGUAUCCAAUUCAAAAGGUUUGUUAUGCAUCGAGACAUCGCCAAGAAAAUAAUUGAGCUUGAUUCAACACUUGAUCAGAUUACGAAAGAGAAAGAUCAGUUCAAAUUUGAUUAUGCAUCUAUAACACACACUUCUGCAGCAUCACACUCUGAUCAAGAAUUGAUGCGAGUUACCACUGCGUUUGAUGUGGAUGCGUCUGAGAUUCAAGGUAGGAAAUCCGAUGCCAGUGCUUUAAUAAGCAAGUUAGUGGAGAAUUCUGGAGAAGAAGAAGCAAGAAAUGGAAAUGGAAAUGGAAAUGGUCCCCCUGUGAUUUCCAUAGUGGGCACGGGAGGGAUAGGGAAAACUACCCUUGCUCUACUAGUCUUUGAGGAUGAACAGAUCAAGACUCAUUUUGGGGAUGAAAGGGUGUGGAUUUGUGUUUCCGACCCUUUUGACCAGAUCAAGAUUGCAAAAGCCAUUGUUGAGUCAACCACUAAAAGUUCCACGGAUCUGUCCCAACUCCAACUGUUACUGGAAAAGAUCCGAAGCACUUUGUCUGGGAAAAGGUUCCUACUUGUGAUGGAUGAUGUGUGGACAGAGCAGUAUGCAAAGUGGGAGCCAUUGAAGAACUCUCUCAAGGAUGGACUCCCUGGGAGUAGAAUCUUGGUGACCACAAGGAGUGAGAGGGUUGCUACAAUGAUGGGAAGUGUGUAUCUGCAUCAGUUGGAUCUAAUAUCUGACUCGGAAGCUUGGUUGUUGCUUAGCAGGAUAGCAUUUUCCGGGAGAAGGGAAGAGGAUUGUGAGGAACUGAAAGAUAUUGGCCAGAAAAUUGUUCAAAAGUGCAAAGGACUGCCACUUGCUGCUAGUGUCAUGGGACGCCUGCUACGUUUCAAAGACACUAAAGAUGAUUGGCAAAAUGUUUUAGACAAUAAAAUUUGGGAGUUGGAGAAAGUGGUAACAGACCUCUUCCCUCAUUUGUAUCUAAGCUACAAUGAUUUGACCCCAAAGAUGAAGCAAUGUUUCUCAUAUUGUGCUGUCUUUCCCAAAGAUUAUGAAAUAAAGGUAGAAAAGCUCAUCAGAAUUUGGAUGGCACAAGGUUAUCUGACGAUGGAAUCAAAAGGCAGGGAGUUAUUUGGGGGUUUAGCAAUGCGCUCUUUCUUCCAAGAUUUGAAGAAAGAUCACAUGGAUUCCAACAUUAUCAUAUCUUGCAAAAUGCAUGACAUAGUGCAUGAUUUUGCCCAGUUUCUUACCAAAAAUGAAUGCUACCGUAUUGACCAGCAUGAGGAUAAGGUCCAGAUUAAAAAUCUACGUCAUCUGUCAUGGCAGAACACUGGUAGGAAUAUGAAUCUCUCUUCCAUUUGUGAUAUUGGAAAACUUCGCAGCUUUUUUGCUGAAUCUCCCGAACAACUUAUUCCUGAUUUGUUCAAUGGUCUGAAAUCUGUGAGAGUAUUAAGAUUGCAUGACUGUGAGUUGCAAAAACUGCCAAGGAAGAUAGGAAAUUUGGUUCAUCUAAGGUACAUUGAUUUAAGUAGGAGCGAUGUAGAGGAGCUACCCAAAGGGAUUGGCAAUUUGAUAAACUUGAGACACCUUAACAUCAGAGGCACCUAUAGGCUGGAGAUGAUGCCCCUAGGUAUUGCAAAGCUAACUCAGCUUUGUAGUUUAAGUGAGUUUAAGGUGGGGAAAGAGUCAAGUAAGUUGGGAUACAUGGAGAAGCUGAACCAACUCAAAGGGGAGCUGUCCAUAUUUUUUUUGUGCGAUCUGAAUAAUGCAGCAGAUGUGGAGGAAGCAAAGAAAGCAGAAUUAAGAAAGAAGAAGCACAUCAAAGAAUUGUGUUUGGAUUUCAGUCGGGGAGUCGUUGUGGAAAUAGAUGUGAUGGAAGCUCUGAAACCACCUCCGGAACUGCAAACCUUGAAAUUUAAUUGGUACGAAGGAACCCACUUCCCUUCCUGGAUUACACUGUCCCUUGAUAAUCUACGUAUUCUUGAAAUCAAUGGGUGCAUAAAUUGUUCAUCUUUGCCUCCAUUAGGCAAACUGCCUUCUCUGGAGACUCUUAUCAUAUGGGGCAUGGAAGAGCUAAGAUAUGUAGGGAGUGAGUUUUUUGGAGUAGCAGAAGUAGGUGUUGUUGCUUUUCCAAAGCUGAAGAAAUUGCUGUUCUCAUAUUGUUCCGAGUGGGAGGAGUGGGAAGACUUCAAAGAAGAAGCAACAAUAAUAAUAAUGCCAUGCAUCAGGGAGUUGAAACUAUUUCGUUGCAGCAAACUUAAGAUAGUGCCACAUCACCUCUUAAGUAGGCUGGAGUCUUUGAAGAUCGAAUAUUGUCCGGGUCUCAAAGUUGAAUAGAUCGAGUGAAAUAUGUGACACUCCAAAUGCCGAUCAGGUGUCAAAAUGGUGACGUCAUCGUGCUUCCAGGUAAGGCCACCACUCCUACUGGAUGGGAGUCGUACGUACUUGUAACUUUAUGGUUACCAAGUUAACAGUCCGGCCAACUUGAUUAUUUGACCAAAAAUUAUCAAGUUUAUCUCUUUUACACUUUGAAUCUCUACUACUUUGUAUAUCUAUUCGGUUUGAUGUUAAGGUGUGAACUAAAUAUAUUUUGAGUUUU
Molecule: messenger RNA, 2993 nt
Organism: Ipomoea nil (Japanese morning glory)
Lineage: Eukaryota; Viridiplantae; Streptophyta; Magnoliopsida; Solanales; Convolvulaceae
Product: putative disease resistance protein RGA3
Exons: 2
Coding region: 98-2731 (877 amino acids)
Biological process (GO): defense response to other organism
Molecular function (GO): ADP binding
Source: RefSeq, a predicted model, not a curated record